This is a messenger RNA of Rhinolophus ferrumequinum (greater horseshoe bat), 9264 nucleotides long. RefSeq names its product myomegalin. Gene Ontology annotation, cellular component: nucleus; microtubule organizing center. Lineage: Eukaryota; Metazoa; Chordata; Mammalia; Chiroptera; Rhinolophidae. The coding region runs from base 720 to 8378 and encodes 2552 amino acids. Gene Ontology annotation, molecular function: zinc ion binding. The transcript is spliced from 41 exons. The record is from RefSeq and is a predicted model, not a curated record.
CCCCACGCAGCGCCUCGGGACAUCCUGCAGGGGCGACAGUGAGGAUCCAGGAGGGAAGUGGUGCGCUUUUUCGGUGGAAUCUCAAACGAUGAAAGUGGCCUGGCGGUAGUCAGCGUCCGCCCCGCAUUCCCCUGGGUACCCACUGUGAGCCAGGUCUGUGUUCCACCGCGAGGAGCGGUGACCCGAUUGGGGGGUGAGGGAGACGCGGUCGCCACCCCGCAUGCGCAGAGCGGGGGUGCGGCCUCCAGGACUACAGUUCCCAGAGGAACGUGCGGGUGGCCGCAGGCGCGAGCCGCUGGCGCCAUCUUGAAAUCUGAUCCUCAAUCUCCGAGCCUUUGCGUCAGCGGCCGGCGGCGGCGAGGGGACGGCGAGCCCAGCCCGCUAGAAGCGAGGACGCUGAGGACGCGGCGGCUGGCGGGAGAGACAGCUGGCGGAGACAUGGCAGGUUCCGAGCGCGGCCUGCGCGGCUGUCACUCAGCAUCCCCCUGAGGCGUUUCUCCGCCCGCGCCCUCCCCGAGGGGCGGGGCCGACCACUCUGGUACCCAGAGCUCGCGCGCGGGGCUCGGAAGAGGGGCGCCCCUGCACCGUGGGGACCCCCCGGGGCUGUGCCAUGCCGGCGGGAGGCCACCGAGGCGGGAGACGGAGCGCAGCCAAGCGCCAGUGAGUGAUCGCCGAGCAGCGGGCGCCUCAGGGAAGCGCGGCAGCCGCCGGGAGGGAAGAUGAAGGAGAUUUGCAGGAUCUGUGCCCGGGAGCUGUGCGGGAACCAGCGGCGCUGGAUCUUCCACACGACGUCCAAGCUCAACCUCCAGGUUCUGCUUUCGCACGUCCUGGGCAAGGAUGUCUCCCGCGACGGCAAAGCCGAGUUCGCUUGCAGCAAGUGUGCUUUCAUGCUCGAUCGGAUCUACAGAUUCGACACCGUUAUUGCCCGGAUCGAAGCCCUUUCCAUCGAGCGCUUGCAGAAGCUGCUGCUGGAGAAGGACCGCCUCAAAUUCUGCAUUGCCAGCAUGUAUCGCAAGAAUAACGAUGACCCUGGCGCGGAGCCCAAGGCGGGGAGUGGGACGGUGGACAUUUCCGGCUUACCCGACGUGAGGUACUCUGCAUUGCUGCAGGAAGAUUUUGCCUAUUCGGGGUUCGAGUGUUGGGUGGAAAACGAGGACCAGAUCCAGGAGCUCCACAGCUGCCACGCUUCGGAAGGCGCUGGACACCGUCCCAGGAGAUGCCGCGGUUGUGCAGCUUUGCGGGUUGCCGACUCUGACUAUGAAGCCAUUUGUAAAGUGCCUCGGAAGGUGGCCCGAAGUAUCUCGUGCGGCCCUUCUUCCAGGUGGUCCACCAGCAUUGGCACUGAAGAACCAGCACUGUCCGAGGUGGGGCCACCGGACUUACCCGGCACCAAAGGACCCCCCGAUGGCGAAAGCAUGGAGGAAGGGACACCGGGAUCCUCAGUGGAAUCUUUGGAUGCAAGCGUCCAGGCUAGUCCUCCACAACAAAAGGACGAGGAGACUGAGAGAAGCGCCAAGGAACUUGUCAAGUGUGACUGUUGCUCAGAUGACCCGGCUCCCCAGCCUGUGUGUAACCACAAGCUGGAGCUAGCUCUUAGCAUGAUUAAAGGUCUUGAUUAUAAACCCAUCCAGAGCCCCCGAGGGAGCAAGCUUCCCAUUCCGGUGAAAUCCAGCCCACCUGGAGCCAGGCCUGGCCCUAUCAUGACAGAUGGAGUUAGUUCUGCUUUCCUUAACCGGUCGUUGAAACCCUUUUACAAGACACCUGUCAGUUAUCCCUUGGAGAUUUCAGACCUGCAGGAGCUGUGGGAUGAUCUCUGUGAAGAAUAUUUGCCACUCCGGGUUCAGCCCAUGACUGAAGACUUACUCAAAGAACAAAAGCUGAAUUCAGAUGAGACCAUAAUAACUCAACCGUCUGUAUCUGAUUCCCACUUGGCAGAACUCCAGGAGAAAAUCCAGCAAACAGAGGCCACCAACAAGAUUCUUCAAGAGAAACUGAAUGAAAUGAGCUGUGAACUGAAGUCUGCUCAGGAGUCAUCGCAGAAGCAAGACUGUGCCAUUCAAAGCCUCAAGGAAACUCUGAAAAGCAGAGAAAGUGAGACUGAGGAGUUGUACCAGGUGAUCGAAGGUCAAAACGACACCAUGGCAAAGCUUCGAGAAAUGCUGCACCAAAGCCAGCUGGGACAACUUCAUGGCUCAGAGGGAACGUCCCCAGCUCAGCAACAGGUGGCUCUGCUUGACCUUCAGAGCGCUUUAUUCUGCAGCCAGCUUGAAAUACAGAAGCUCCAGAGGGUGGUACGGCAAAAAGAACGCCAGCUGGCUGAUGCCAAACGAUGCGUGCAGUUUGUAGAGGCUGCAGCCCAGAACGGAGAACAGCAGAAAGAGGCUUCGUGGAAACAUAACCAGGAAUUGCGAAAAGCCUUGCAGCAGCUACAAGGAGAAUUGCAGAGUAAGAGCCAACAGCUUCGUACCCUGGAGGCUGAAAAAUACAAUGAGAUUCGAACCCAAGAGCAACACAUUCAGCGCUUAAGCCACAGCCUGAGUCACAAAGAGCAGCUGCUUCAGGAAUUUCGGGAGCUCCUGCAGCAUCGAGAUAACUCGGACAAAACCCUUGAAGCGAAUGAAAUGUUGCUUGAGAAACUGCGUCAGCGAAUACAAGACAGAGACCUCGCUCUAGAGCGGGCUAUAGAUGAGAAGUUCUCCACUCUAGAAGAAAAAGAAAAAGAGCUGCGGCAGCUUCAUCUUGCUGUGAGAGAACGAGACCAUGACUUAGAGAGGCUGCGCGGUAUCCUCUCCUCCAAUGAAGCUACCAUGCAGAGUAUGGAGAGUCUCCUAAGAGCCAAAGGCCUGGAAGUGGAACAGUUAUCUGCUACCUGUCAGAACCUCCAGUGGUUGAAAGAAGAAAUGGAAACCAAAUUUAGCCAUUGGCAGAAGGAACAAGAAAGUAUCAUUCAGCAGUUACAGACAUCGCUGCAUGACAGGAACAAAGAAGUUGAGGAUCUCAGUGCAACACUGCUCUGCAAACUCGGACCUGGGCAGAGUGAGGUAGCCGAGGAGCUGUGCCAGCGUCUGCAGCGGAAGGAAAGGAUGCUGCAGGACCUUCUCAGUGAUCGAAACAAACAAGCAGUGGAGCAUGAGAUGGAGAUCCAGAGCCUGCUCCAGUCUAUGGGCGCCAGGGAGCAGGAGAGCCAGGCUGCUGCAGAGAAGAUGGUACAAGCCCUAAUGGAAAGAAAUUCAGAAUUACAGGCCCUGCGCAGAUAUCUAGGAGGGAAAGACUCCAUGGUGUCCCAAGCACUCAUCUCUAACCAACCAGCUGAAGUUACCUCCCUCAGCCCCCAUCUUGGAGAGCAGACUGAUCAAGGUUCCGUGCAUAUCCCCUCCAGAGAUGAUAGCAGUUCCUUGACUGCCAAAGGGGGUACCAGCAUACCCAGGUCCUCGUUAGGAGAUUUGGACACAGUGGCAGAGCUGGAAAAAGAGCUGAGUAAUGCCAAAGAGGAACUUGAACUCAUGGCUAAAAAAGAAAGAGAAAGUCGGAUGGAGCUUUCUGCUCUCCAGUCCAUGGUGGCCAUGCAGGAGGAAGAGCUGCAGGUGCAGGCCGCCGACAUGGAGUCCCUGACCAGGAGCGUGCAGAUUAAAGAAGACCUCAUAAAGGACCUGCAAAUGCAACUGCUUGAUCCUGAAGACAUACCAGCCGUGGAACGCCUGACCCAGGAAGUCUUACUUCUUCGGGAGAAAGUUGCUUCAGUAGAAUCACAGGGUCAAGAAGCUUCAGGAAACCGAAGACAACAGUUGCUGUUGAUGCUAGAAGGACUGGUAGACGAACGGAGUCGGCUCAAUGAGGCCUUACAAGCAGAGAGGCAGCUCUAUAGCAGUCUGGUGAAGUUCCACGCCCAUCCUGAGAGCUCUGAGAGAGACCGAACUCUGCAGGUGGAACUGGAAGGGGCCCAGGUGUUACGCGGUCGGCUGGAAGAAGUUCUCGGAAGAAGCCUGGAGCGCUUAAGCAGGCUGGAGACCCUGGCCGCCAUUGGAGGUACACCUGCAGGGGAUGACACAGAAGAUGCGAGCACCGAAUUCACGGACAGCAUUGAGGAGGAGGCUGCACUCAACAGCCACCAGCAACUCAUCAAGGUGGCUUUGGAGAAAAGUCUGGCAGCUGUGGAGACCCAGAAUGUGUCUCUUCCUCCUCCUUCCCCGACAGGAGGGGAAAAUAACAGGGGUCUUCAGGAGGAAAUGCUCCACCUGAGAGCUGAGAUCUACCAGCACUUAGAGGAGAAGAGGAAAGCUCAGGGGGAACUGAAAGAGCUAAAGGCUCAACUGGAGGAAGCAGGCUUCUCCUCUGUGGCCCACAUCAGGAACACCAUGCUGAGCCUUUGCCUUGAGAAUGCUGAGCUGAAAGAGCAGAUGGGAGAAGCCAUGUCUGAUGGAGGGGAGAUCGAGGAAGAUAAGGAGAAGGGCGAGGCCAUGGUGGCAGCCAUGGGGGAUCUGAAUGAGAAGAGCCUCCGGGCGGAGCUCAGAAAGCUCCAGGACAAACUGAAGAACGCCUGCCACAUCAUCAGCCUCCUCAAAGAGCAGCUGGUGUUGAGCAGCAAGGAAGGGAGGAGUAAACUUAAUCCAGAGCUCCUUGUGUGCCUGGCCGGAGAGACGGACGGGAUGAACACAGAGCCGGCGGGUCCUCCCGGAGAGCACCGCCACCAAGGAGCCGAGGAUGUGACCACGACGCCCCGCCCCAGACCCCAGAGCCUCGACCUUGGGGCUGUCCUUGCAGCGAAUACCCACCAACUGGAUAACCAGCCGCAGGCCCGUGAGUCAGAAUUGAGCCUCCCAGGUCCCACCAAGCACCUGCGCUCCCAGCUGGCACAGUGCAGACAACGCUACCAAGAUCUCCAGGAGAAGCUGCUGAUAUCAGAGGCCACUGUCUUUGCCCAGGCCAACCAGCUGGAGAAAUACAGACUCAUGUUCACAGGUGAACCCUUGGUGAAGCAGGACAGCAAGCAAGUCCAGGUGGACCUCCAGGACCUGGGCUAUGAGACUUGUGGCCGAAGUGAGAAUGAGGCCGAGCGGGAGGAAAGCACCAGCCCCGAGUGUGAGGAGCAUGACAGCCUCAGGGAGACCGUUCCCAUGGAGGGGCUGUGCCCUGAGCAGGGGCGCCGGGGCUUGACACUGGCCGGUCCCCCUGGGAAGAAGCCCUUGGAGAGCCAACUCCGGAAGCAGGAAGAGUUCCAGGCAUAUGGAAAGUCGGAAGACAUCUCUGUCCUCCGUAAGGACAUCAAAGACCUGAAGGCGCAGCUGCAGACGGCCAACAAGAUCAUUCAAAACCUCAAGAGCCGGGUCCGGUCCCUCUCGGUCACAAGCGACUAUUCGUCCAGUCUGGAGAGACCCCGCAAGCUGAAGGCCGUGGGCCCCCUCGAGGGGUCUUCCCCUCAUAGUGUCACUGAUGAGGAUGAGGGCUGGCUGUCUGAUGGCACUGGGGCUUUCUACCCCCCCGGGCUCCAGGCUAAAAAGGAUCUGGAGAGUCUGAUCCACAGAGUGUCCCAGCUGGAGGCCCAGCUCCCGAAAACCGGACUGGAAGGGAAGCUGGCCGAGGAGCUGAGAUCAGCCUCGUGGCCUGGGAAAUACGAUUCCCUGAUUCAGGAUCAGGCCCGAGAACUGUCCUACCUACGCCAGAAAAUACGAGAAGGGAGAGGUAUCUGCUAUCUUCUCAUGCAGCAUGCCAAAGAUACAGUCAAAUCUUUCGAGGACCUUCUAAGGAGCAAUGACAUAGACUACUACCUGGGACAGAGCUUCCGGGAGCAGCUCGCCCAGGGAAGUCAGCUGACAGAGAGGCUCACCAGCAAGCUCAGCACCAAGGAUCACAAAAGUGAAAAAGAUCAAGCUGGACUUGAGCCACUGGCCCUCAGGCUCAGCAGGGAGCUGCAGGAGAAGGAGAAAGUGAUCGAAGUCUUGCAGGCCAAGCUGGAUGCCCAGUCCCUCACGCCGUCCAGCAGCCAGGCUUUGUCCGACUGCCACCGCUCUCCCAGCAGCUCCUCCUUCCUGUCUGAUGAGCUGGAAGCCUGCUCGGACAUGGACGUAGCCAGCGAGUACACACAGUAUGAAGAGAAGAAAGCUUCGCCUGGUCACUCAGAUUCCAUCCAUCAUUCACGUCAUUCUGCUGUACUGUCUUCUAAGCCAUCAGCAACCAGUGCACCUCAGGGGGUUAAGGCCGAACCCAGCAGCAACCCCAGCAGCUUGCCUGCUCCCCAGAAAACCCCCCAGGAGGCCAGCCAGGCCCAUCCAGGCCUUCAUUUCCCCACCAUACCCAUGCUGGUUAGCCUCCCCCGGGCACCGUUGCCCUCAGCUCCAGCCAGCUUCCUGCCUUUCCGCUCCACUGGCCCUCCCCUCCUCGGCUGCUGUGAGACACCCGGGGUCUCCUUGGCAGAGGCUCAGCAGGAGCUUCAGAUGCUGCAGAAGCAGUUGGGAGAAAGUAUCAGCACCGUCCAUCCUGCUUCCCCAGCUACGUUGCCAAGCAACCAUUUAGAAGCCAAGCCUUCCCACUACCUCCACCCCGCGCAGCCCCAGUCUCCGCCGAGGGGCACGAUAGAACUGGGCAGGAUUCUGGAGCCUAGGUACCUGGGCAGCAGUGACCACUGGGAUAUCAUGAGGCCUCAGAAAGGGAGCGCAGCAUCUGGGGACGUAUCCUCAGGCUCCUCCGUGUGCCAGCUUCACUCCAAACCCACAGGGGCUGACCUGCUGGAAGAGCAUCUUGGUGAAAUCCGGAACCUGCGCCAGCGCCUGGAGGAGUCCAUCUGCAUCAACGACCGUCUGCGGGAGCAGCUGGAACACCGGCUCAGCUCCACUGCCCGCGGGAGCGGACCCACCUCUACCUUCUACGGUCAAGGCCUGGAGUCCACACCUCAGCUGUACAAUGAGAACAGAGUCCUUAAGGAAGAAAACCGGAGCCUUCAGGCUCAGCUGAGUCACAUGUCCAGAGAGCAUUCCCAGGAAACGGAGUGCCUGAGGGAGGCUCUGCUGACCUCGAGAUCCCGGCUUCAAGAGCUGGAAAUGGAGCUGGAAGGCCAGAAGGUAGACCGGCAGCAGCUUUUGGAAGACUUGAAGGAGAAGCAGCAGGAGAUCAUGCGUUUCCAAGAGGAACGACUGUCCCUCCAGGAAAAAGACUCCAGGCUGCAGCAUAAGCUGGCGCUCCUGCAGCAACAGUGUGACGAGAAGCAGCAGCUCUUCCAGUCCCUCCAGUCGGAGCUCCAGAUCUACGAGGCACUUUAUGGCGAUUCCAAGAAGGGACUGAAAGCUUACACCUGGGACGCCUGUCACCAGGUCCCUUUGAGCAGCGACUUGAGCCACCUGGUGACAGAGAUCCAAGCUUUGAGAGGGCAGCUGGAGCAGAGUAUUGAGGUGAACAACAGUCUGCGACUGCAGCUGGAGCAGCAGUUGGAUGGUGGUGCCGGCAAAGCCCACCUCAGCCCCUCCUCCAUUAGCCACAGCUUCCCAGCCGACUCUGAGCCUGGUAACAAGCAGCCGCUCUUCCAAGAUUCUGUUGCCUCCCCUCCAGUGCGGGAUGUCGGCAUGAAUCCAGCUCUGGUUUUCUCCAGCUCUUCUUCCACUACUCCUGGCUCAGAGACGGCCAUCUUCAAUAAGACACCUGAGCUGGGUUUGGAUGCUAUUCCAGAAACGAAGAACCCACCCAAGCUGGAGGGCGAUGCUACUGAUGGCUCCUUUGCCAAUAAGUACGGCCGCCAUGUCAUCGGCCAUAUUGAUGACUACAGCGCCCUAAGUCAGCAGAUCGGGGACGGCCAACUGCUGGUCCAAAAGAUAGUGUCUCUCGCGAGAUCCGCCAGCAGCAUCCCUGGCCUGGAAGCUCAGGGCACAGAGGUGCCAGGCAGUGAAGGCAUCCGCGAGCUCCGGACCAGCGCCAGCGCCCUGCACCACACGCUGGAGGAGUCGGCCUCCCUCCUCUCCAUGUUCUGGCGAGCGGCCUUGCCGAGCCCCGCGCUGCCUGGCAAAGCGGGAGAGUCCGUGAAGAGGGAACUCUUGGAACUGAGAACCAAACUCUCCAAACAGGACCGCCUCCUUCAGAGCACAGCUGAGCGUCUGAAGACCGCCAACCAGCAGAAGGAGUGCAUGGAGCAGUUCAUCUUCAGCCAGUUGACUAGGACACAUGAUGUUUUGAAGAAGGCGAGGACUAAUCUGGAGAAGAACACUUACAAGAUUGCCUCUGUAAAGCCUUAUUCCUGUCCCAGCAAAGGUGAAAUCCCUAAGGGCUCUGCCAGGCGUUCCAGUCUUGUGACCCUUGCCUUCCAGGAGCCAUGCAAGAAACGAAGCCACCAGAGGUCCUUAAAACAGCAAGAGGGGUGGGCCUGCCCCCCUUUCACCCAGCUACCUAUCUGCUGAGGAGAUCUCGGCCCUACUCCUCACCCGCUGGAGGAUCUAGAAGGAGCCAGAGAAGUGGCCUGGUCAGGCAGGCCGAACGGCAGAGAGCCUUUCCUGCUCUUCUGGAAAGGUCCACCUGGUCUGGCACGAAGCAAAACGUGUAGUUUGUAGAGGACCUGUGACACUGCUUCUAACCGCCCCAGGGCCAGGAACUAGCACAGCUCACCUCAGCAGCUCUCCUCAGAUGUCAGCUCAGGGGAAACAGGACCCUGCUUGCCACGCAGGGGGCCACGCGGUCCCAACACUGGAGCCUCUCGGCAGGUCGAAAAGCACACGACUGAGCAGCGGUGCCCUGCUGGGCACUGGGGCUCGGCCAGCAUUACUCACAGAUCCACAUGGGACCCGGGGCCAGCUCGGCCGGGUCCCAGGCAGGCUGGAUGGCAGCCUACACGGCAGCACCUGAGUUCUUUGAAGCCACCCGGUGAAAGAGGUGACUUCCCAGAUACCAUCUCCUGCUUGGUGUAGCAUCUCCUGUGUCUGUUCUUUUAGGAUCUCCAAUGGGUACUGUCCUCACUGUAAACACGCUGUCCCGUUUUAGCAUCGUAACUUCUCUCUAGAGAAGUGGGGACUCAUGGCCAGACCAAGCCCACUGAAAGUCUUGUGUAAAGCAAACCAUUGAUCCUUUUUAGGUGGCAUGUGCGAGGCCCCCAGUUGUGCGAAAGCCUAGUCUGUGUCUACACAGUGCUUUAGAAUGUGUGUACGUGUGUAUAAAUGUAUGAUACAUAUUUAUAUAUGUUGCUACAGCACUAUGUUGAAAGCCAACAUAACUGGUGGACAGGGUCUGUGAGAGAAAAUGAAACAGUUUUCUGGUGGCUAUUAAAGCAUAAUGUGCAUAAAGAAAUAAAAA